AUGUUCACCUUCACAUAUCUGACAGGUCUGGGCAGUCUGUCCUCCUCUGUGCCACGUCAGUUCCAUGUGGUGAAGGAGAAGAAGAGCUGGACAGAAGCUCAGCAGUACUGCAGAGAGAAGUUCACUGACCUCGCCACCAUAGAUGACAUGACAGAGAAUAAGAAGGUGAAGAGCAUGAUGCAGGAAGCAGGGGGAAACUCCACACAUCCCUAUGUGCUGAUUGGUGAGGUGAAGGACUGGAGGAACUGGAUAGAUGCUCAGAGAUACUGCAGAGAGGAACACACAGACCUGGCCAGUGUGAGGAAUCAGGCAGAGAACGACCAGAUAGAGGAAGUUAGAGGAGAUAGUCAGGGUCCCUGGAUUGGCCUGUUCAGAGAUGCCUGGGAAUGGUCAGAUGGCAGCAGUUCCUCAUUCCGCCACUGGGGCACUGGAGAACCAGAUGAUCUGGGUCUGGCGUGCACUGAAAUUAUGCCCAGUGGUCAGUGGAAAGACGCAGACUGUAAACAUCCUGAUGGUAGUCACUUCAUCUGCUAUGAAGAUGAGCUGGUUCUGGUCCGUGAGAAUAAGACCUGGAGAGAGGCGCUGCAGUACUGCCGAGAGCACCAUGUGGACCUGGUGUCUGUGACGUCUGAGCGGGUCCAGCGCUGGGUGAGUGAGCGGGCUAAAGGAGCGUCCACUGCUCACGUGUGGGUGGGCCUGCUCCACUGCUACAACCUGGGCUGGUACUGGGUCUCUGGACAGAACGUCUCCUACAGCAACUGGACCCCAGGGCACGAGCAGGUGGGGUCUGACCAACAGAGACUCGGGGCAGUGGAGUCUGGAGGUGGGCAGUGGGUAAGCGACCUGACUGAGGCCGACCAACUCAACUUCAUCUGCACCACUGAGGAAUAA
Messenger RNA from Sardina pilchardus (European sardine), 891 nucleotides. RefSeq names its product macrophage mannose receptor 1-like. Bases 1 to 891 code for a protein of 296 amino acids. The record is from RefSeq and is a predicted model, not a curated record. The transcript is spliced from 5 exons. NCBI's taxonomy places the organism in Eukaryota, Metazoa, Chordata, Actinopteri, Clupeiformes, Clupeidae.